AAAUUCAAAUUCUACUUCUGAUGCUUAACACCUAUUGAACUUAGACAAAUCAUUUGAUUUCUCUGGGUCUCAGUUUCCUCAUCUCUAAAAUGAGUGAGAUUAGACCAGAUGAAUUCUAAGGUUCCUUCCAACUAUCUCUCUAAUCUGUUGUAUGAUUCAAUAUUUUGAUGAGAACAGAUCAUAACUAGUAAGCCAAUGAUGAUUUAUUAUAUGUCAGGUACUGUGCUAAGAGUUUGGGAUACAAAUCCUGCCUUCUAGAAGCUUACAGGAAGAUAGCACAUAAGAGGGAGCUGAAUGAGGGUGAGAGGAAUGGUUUCUAUGAGGAUGAGAGUGAAAGCAAAGUUCAAAGAAAGAAGUAUGGCUGGUCUGGAGGCAUUCUGAAAAUGGUAGUUCUUGCCAAUGAGAGAAGGGGAUCACAAAAGAGAGACGUCUCUGGCUGGCAGCGUGCUAAGCGUUCUGACAUCUUGGUGUGAUGGCAGCUAUUUGUCUGGGUUUUGGUGUUCUUGAUGACAUUCCCUCUUUGAGGUAAAAAAGAGAAAAUCUCUUUCAGAAGCAAUGCCUUCCCAUUUGCAAUCCAAUGAACUGGUCUUCUUUGUGAAUGGAAAAAAGAUCACAGAGAAGAAUGCAGAUCCUGAAGUCAAUCUACUGUCCUACCUGAGAAAGAGCCUCCGUCUCACAGGGACCAAGUAUGCUUGUGGAGGAGGAGGCUGUGGAGCCUGCACAGUGAUGGUAUCAAAGUAUGAUCCCAUUUCCAAGAAGAUAAGACAUUAUGCAGUUACAGCUUGUCUGCUUCCCAUCUGCUCUCUGCAUGGGGCUGCAGUCACCACAGUGGAAGGUAUUGGCAGCACCAGGACCCGGAUUCAUCCCAUUCAGGAGAGGAUUGCCAAAGGCCACGGCACCCAGUGUGGAUUCUGCACCCCAGGGAUGGUGAUGUCCUUGUAUGCUCUCCUGAGGAACCACCCAGAGCCCUCACCACAGCAGCUGACUGAAGCCCUGGGAGGUAACCUAUGCCGCUGUACUGGAUAUCGCUCAAUUCUAGAAAGCAGCAAAACUUUCUGUGCGGAGUCAAACUGCUGUCAAAUGAAGGGAACAGGAAAAUGCUGUUUGGAUCAAGAAGAAAAUCCAACUUUAUUGUCUCAUCAGAAAAAUGAUAUCUGUACCCAAGUAUUCACAAAAGAGGAGUUCCAGCCUUUGGACCCAACCCAGGAGCUCAUCUUUCCCCCAGAACUCUUGAGAAUGGCAGAUGAUCUGAAUAAAGAAACUCUGACUUUCUAUGGUGAGAGAGUUACUUGGAUUUCUCCUGCAACACUAAAAGAACUUCUGGAGCUGAAAGUAAAGUAUCCUGAAUCUCCUCUUGUCGUAGGGAACACCUCAGUGGGACCAGCAAUGAAAUCCAAAGGACAUGUUCACCCAGUUCUUCUCUCCCCAGCCAGAAUUUCUGAGCUAAGUAUGGUGACUAAUACAAAUGAUGGGCUGACAAUUGGAGCUGGCUGCAGCCUGGCCCAGGUGAAGCAGAUCCUAACAGAUGAGGUCUCCAAGCUUCCAGAGAAAAAGACACGGACAUACCAGGCUCUCUUGAAGCACUUGAGAAGUUUGGCUGGCCAACAGAUCAGGAACAUGGCUUCCUUAGGUGGACACAUCAUCAGCCGACAUGGCUAUUCCGAUCUGAAUCCAAUCCUGGCUGUGGGAAACACCACCCUUAAUCUGGUGUCCAAAGAAGGAAGACGUCAGAUUCCUUUAAAUGAAAAUUUUCUUGCUGGUUUGGCAAAUGCAGACCUGAAGCCUGAGGAAAUUUUGGAGUCGGUGCACAUACCUCACUCUGAUAAGUGGGAAUUCGUGGCAGCAUUCAGACAAGCCCAGUGUCAGCAAAAUGCCUUGCCUGAUGUUAACUGUGGAAUGAGAGUCCUUUUCAAAGAAGACUCGGAUACCAUCGCAGACCUUAGCAUCUUCUACGGAGGCUUAGGAUCAGCCACCGUCAGUGCACAAAAAUCCUGCCAGCAGCUCCUAGGAAGGCGCUGGAAUGCUUUGAUGCUGGAUGAAGCUUACAGGCUGAUCCUGGAUGAAGUUUCUCUUCCAGGCUCAGCUCCAGGGGGAAUGGUGGAAUUCAAAAGAACCCUCAUUGUCAGUUUUCUCUUCAAGUUCUACCUGGGAGUAUUACAAGAACUAAAGAAGAUGGUAAAGAUGACCUCUCUUCCUAACAACCAUCGAUAUCCUGACAUUUCAGAGAAGUUCCUAAGUGCUCUGGAAGAGUUUCCUGUCACAAUAUCCAGAGGAGUUCAAGCAUUCCAAGGGGUAGACCCUACCCAAUCCCCCAAUGAUCCGGUUGGACGCCCAAUUCUGCAUCAGUCUGGUAUCAAACACGCCACUGGGGAAGCUAUAUUUUGUGAUGACAUGCCUGUUGUGGAUAAAGAACUUUUCCUGGCUUUGGUAACAAGCACCAAGGCUCAUGCAAAAAUCAUAUCUAUUGAUGCAUCCGAGGCCCUUGAACUGCCAGGUGUUGUUGAUGUGAUAACAGCUGAGGACAUUCCAGGUACCAAUGGCACUGAGGAUGACAGACUACUUCCUGUAGAUGAGGUGCUUUGUGUGGGGCAUAUUAUCUGUGCUGUGGCUGCUGAGUCAGAUGUUUAUGCAAAGCGGGCAGUGGAGAAGGUGAAAAUCAUUUAUGAGGACCAGGAGCCUGUGAUUUUCACCAUUGAGGAUGCAAUAAGGCACAAUUCAUACCUGUCCUGUGAAAAAAAACUAGAACAAGGAAAUGUGGAGGAGGCAUUUGAAAAUGUUGAUCAAAUUAUUGAGGGUGAGAUACACGUUGGAGGACAGGAACAUUUUUACAUGGAGACACAAAGAGCACUUGCCAUCCCCAAAGUGGAGGACCAAGAGAUGGAGAUUUAUGUAUCAUCUCAGGAUCCAUCCCACGUGCAGAAAACAGUUUCCUCUACUUUAAAUGUCCCCAUCAACAGAAUCACAUGCCACGUAAAACGAGUUGGUGGAGGUUUUGGGGGAAAGGUCUCCAAACCAGCUGUGUAUGGUGCAAUCACUGCAGUGGCUGCUAACAAAACUGGUCGUCCUGUUCGGCUUGUUUUAGACAGAAGAGAGGAUAUGUUAAUGACAGGGGGAAGGCAUCCACUUUUUGCAAAAUACAAAGUAGGAUUCAUGAACAAUGGGAGGAUCAAGGCUAUGGAUGUUCAGUGUUAUAUCAAUGGAGGGUAUACCCUGGAUGACUCUGAACUGGUGAUAGAAUAUCUUCUACUAAAGCUGGAAAAUGCUUAUAAAAUUAAUAAUCUCCGAUUCUUGGGUCGGCCCUGCAAAACCAAUUUGCCAUCCAAUACAGCCUUCCGUGGAUUUGGUUUUCCACAAGGUGGACUGGUAAUGGAAUCUUGCAUCACAGCAGUGGCAGCCAAGUGUGGCUUACCACCAGAAAAGGUUCGGGAGAAAAAUAUGUACAAAAGAAUCGACAAAACGAUCUACAAACAAGCAUACAGCCCCGAUAAGCUGCUAAGAUGUUGGAAUGAAUGUCUGGACCAGUCUUCAUAUCACAGCAGGAAAGCAAAAGUGGAAGAAUUUAAUUCCAAGAAUUACUGGAAAAAGAAAGGCAUUGCUAUCGUCCCCAUGAAGUUCUCGGUGGGUUUUGGCGCAACAAGUUACCAUCAGGCAGCUGCACUGGUUCAUAUAUAUACAGAUGGGUCUGUAUUGGUAACUCAUGGAGGAAGCGAGCUGGGGCAAGGUAUUCACACCAAAAUGAUACAGAUUGCCAGCCGUGAAUUAAAGAUACCGAUGUCCUACAUGCACUUCUGUGAAACAAGUACAGCCACAGUGCCUAACACGAUUGCUACUGCUGCAUCCGUUGGAGCUGACGUCAACGGGAAGGCUGUGCAGAAUGCCUGUCAGAUUCUUUUGAAACGCCUUGAUCCCAUCAUUAAGAAAAAUCCUGAAGGCACAUGGGAAGAAUGGGUUGAAGCAGCAUUUGAACAGAGAAUCAGCCUUUCAGCUACAGGAUACUUCAGAGGCUAUAAGGCGAACAUGGACUGGGAGAAAGGGGAAGGUGACCCAUUUCCAUACUAUGUUGAUGGAGCUGCGUGUUCUGAAGUUGAAAUUGACUGCCUGACAGGAGCUCAUAAGAACAUAAGAACUGACAUAGUCAUGGAUGCAAGUUGCAGCAUAAAUCCAGCCAUAGAUAUAGGACAGAUUGAAGGCUCAUUCAUUCAGGGCUUGGGACUUUAUACACUAGAAGAAUUAAAAUAUUCUCCCGAAGGACUAUUGCAUUCUAAGGGACCCGAUGAGUAUAAAAUUCCUACAGUCUCUGACGUCCCAGAGGAGCUUAAUGUUUCCUUAUUGGCAUCAUCACAGAACCCAAUGGCAAUCUAUUCAUCUAAAGGCCUGGGUGAGUCAGGUAUGUUCCUGGGAUGUUCUGUGUUCUUUGCCAUAAGUGAUGCAGUGACAGCAGCUCGCAAAGAAAGGGGUUUAAUGGAAGAUUUUAUGCUGAACAGUCCAGCAACUCCAGAACGAAUUCGAAUGGCUUGUGCAGACAGAUUCACGGAGAUGAUCCCAAUAGAUGAUGCAGAGACCUUUAAGCCUUGGUGUAUCCCUAUAGCUUAAUGUCAUCAUCAUUUCCAAAAAGAUAUUGAAGAGGCUUUCCAUGAGUUAAAAGAAUGAGCUAAAUUACAAAGGUGCCUUUUUAAUCCACACUAGAACCAGAGUUCUUUUUCAGAUUUAUUCUACCUAGCCAUAGAAAACAUAAUCCAAUUAGAAACACUGCUACAAUUCCCAAGAUUACGACAAGAUGACCAACACUUUGAUGGGAAAUUUGACGGCUAUCAGUGUACAUUUGUCCACAAACACAUGCUUUGCAGGAUACAAUUCUUUUUAUUGUUUUUUGGGAUUUUUUAAAGAAAUAAGGCUUUCUUUGGUUUCAACUAAUACAACAACUACUGUAGUCAUCUCUAGUGCUAGAAAUGGGGUUACCACCUAAGUAUAUUUUUAAAAUACUUUUGAAUUGAUGCUUUUUAUCUUUAUAUUAUAAAGUCCUCUCUCUUCCCUCCUCUCCCUCUUUCUUCUCCUCCCCUCCAAAAGACCAAACCCUCAAUUAUUAUACUCUCAUUAACACAUUAGUUAGUAGUAGUAUAGUACUAUUUGGGCUUGGACUCAGAAAAAACCUAGAGUCCUGUCCCACUUUCCUCUCAAAAAUAUUUUGAGGUAAGAAUUAUCAUAAUACUCAUUUUACAAAUGAAUAAAAUGAGGCUUAAAGAGCAUUAGUUACUUGGCCAAUGUCACACAGAUAGUAAGUCAGGGGAGUUGACUUUUACUUUUUCUUUUUUGUUUAACUUUCUGUCUUAAAAGUUAAUACAAAACGGAACCAUAAGGGCUAGACAGUGGGGAUUAAGUGACUUGCCUAGGGUCAUACAGCUAGGAAGUCUGAAGCCACAUUUGAACCCAGGAAAUGUAAUGUUUUACACUUGACUUUAAAAAAUCAAUUUCACAAGUACAGGAUGAGGAGACCAAGUUCAGUGGCAGUAGGUCUGAAAAAGAUCUAAGGAUUUUAGUGGACUACAAGUAGUAAGAUAUGACAUCUCAAACAAGCUCUUGUGAAUUAGGUCUACUAGGACUGUUAACCUAAAGUAGCAGAGCUGUCAAGUAUAAGAAUUGAGUGUCUCUGUUGUCAGACCAUAAUUUGAGUGUUUUGUUCAUUCUUUAUGCCACCAUUUUGGAAGAAGCCUGACCAGCUAGACAAGGUACAGAGGAAGGCCACCAGAAUAGCAAAGGGCCUUAAGGCCGUGCCAUAUGAAGUCUGGCUGAAGGAACUGGGGCUGUAGAGACUAGAGAGGAAGAUUCAGGGCAGGGAAUGAAAGCUGUAUCUGAGGGGCUUUCACAAGAAACAAGGAUUAGACAUGUUCUUUCUGGGCCCAGUUGAGCAGGAAGUAAGAGUACAGGGAAGUCCAAAGAAGAUAAUUCUUUAGGCUCAAUCACAAGAAAAACUUGGUAAUAAUGAGCACUGUCCAAAAAUGGAAUGGGCAGUUUGAGAGGAAGUAGAAGUACUCAAGUCAGCUCCUAGAGGACCACUGUCAGCUGCAUUAGGGUGUGGAUAGAUUCCUUUUCAGGUCUGGUCAUGACCAGGUGGCCUCCUGAGGUUCCAUCCAAUUCUAAAAAUCUGUGAUUCUGGAAAUGAAUGGCUCUUUGGUGACCAGUCAUUGGCAUUAUUAAAUUAAUGUUUUAUUUGUUUUAUUAAUUAUUAGUUAAUUAAUGGCACCCUAACAACAAAAAUUAAUAUACCAUCUAAUUUAUCACAACCACCAAGCUCUCCCUCUCAUUUUUUUUUUUUGCCUAGAUUGAAGAAAUAAUGGAUUGAAGGGAGAGGACUUAGUGAAUCAGCCCUGUACCAGGAGUCAUGAGAACCUGAAUUCUAAGCUAGAAUCUCUCACUGUGUGACCUUAGGCAAGUCACUUACCCUCUUUGGCCUCAGUUUUCUCAUUCGUAAAUAAAGAGGCUGGACUAGAUAAUCUCCUUUUUAAAAGUAUCUUUCAUUUUUUUAAACCUUACUUUCUGCCUUAGUUAACAACUUUAAAAGAUAGCAAAGCAAGGGCAACGAAGGCAACGAAGAUAAGUGACUUACCCAGAGUCAUAUAGCUAGGAAGUAUCUAAGGUCACAUUUGAAGCCAGGUCCUCCCAAUUCCAAACCUGUUUGCUCUGUCCACUGGGCCACCUAACUACCCCAAAAUACCUUUCAUUUCUUAUAGUCUAUGAUUCUACAGGAUGGGCAAGAUAUGAUUCUGUGGUUCCAAUCCAAUCCAGCACACACUUAUUACAUGCCAGUCACUGUACUAGUCAAAGGAGAUUCAAAGACAAAAUGAAAAAGUCUCAAGGAACUUGAUAUUCUACUAGAGGGAGAUUUGGUAUGUAAACAGAGAAGUCUAUGCACCAUAAUUUGAGAAAGGAGAGAGCAUGAACAACUAUGGGGAACAGGAAAGGCUUCUGUGGUGAGGAAGAAAGGGAUUCUCAAAGGCUGCAAAGAGGAGGGAAGAAUCACAAAUGAGGGAAAUCUGUAGGCAAGGCAUAAAAGCAGGACACGGAAUGCUGAGUGCUGAGAAAACAGGCUGGAACCAAGAAUAAAUGAUUCUCUGACUCAAGGUGCUGCCUGACAGUUGAGGAAUAGGAGUUGAUAAAUUGCAGAAAAAAGUAUUAAACAAGUUUGCCUAAAGGGGACAGAGGGUAUCUCGACUGUAGAACCCACCAAUUUUGAAGGCACUGCACUACUUUCAUAUCUUGCCCAUGGGUGGCAGGAGAUAAAGGAUUACACUUGACCUAAGCAUCCUGGUGCAGGGGAUGGGUUGUUGUCUGACCCUGCUAAAUCAGUAUUUCAAAGAAGAAAGGAAUUCCCAAGCACCAAGCUGUAAGAACAGCAGAGUCUGUAACUUAGGAAUCCAGGGGCAAGAGUGAGAUGAGACACUAGAUAUAUGGGAGUAGGUAAGAUAAGCAAAUACAGGUGGGAAGAGUAAGGGGCUCACAGCUUAGGGCUAAGGUAAGAUGAUCAAGCCACCAGAAGUGAAAACAGGAAGGAAACUGAAGAAUCCGUCCGUCAUAGGUGUAUUUCUGUGCAGUGUACUCUUAACAGUGACUUAGGGAGUCCUAAACAAGCUGGUCUUGCUUCUUAAAGGGAUGAGAUACUCCAGGGUGUGGAAUUCUUGGAUGAGAUAUACAUAUACAGAAAUGGUUCUAGAUAUAGAUAUACGCCUGCUCAACACAGGUUAAGUAGAUGGUCAGUAGCAGAAAGAACAUACAUGCAGAUAUAUCAGGGAGAUAAAUAGGUGAUUCAUAUGAUAAUUAAAAGGAAUACAAUAAUUUAACCUCUUCUGAUUUUUAAGAGUAAAAAUUUAAUAUACUUAAUAACAGUCAAUUGAGAGUGCAAAAAUAUAAUUUUUAUCAUCUGUGUUAAGGUAUAGUAAAUAAGAUUUAGGGAUUUUAUGGGAAGCUAUAUGGGUUAAAUAUGGGAUAACUCUGAUUAUCUAACAUUCAUUUUAUCCUUAUCACUUUUGAAAACAAUGAGCAAUAUUAGAAAAGGUGAGGGUUUGUGUACAGUGAAUUUUACUAUUAAAUCAUGAUUUUUCUACUAACCAAUACUUUACUGCCAUGAUUAUCAAUAAAACACUAAAAACAAAACA
Monodelphis domestica (gray short-tailed opossum) is the source of this 8150-nucleotide messenger RNA. RefSeq names its product aldehyde oxidase 2 (gene AOX2). NCBI's taxonomy places the organism in Eukaryota, Metazoa, Chordata, Mammalia, Didelphimorphia, Didelphidae. Gene Ontology annotation, molecular function: NAD binding; iron ion binding; 2 iron, 2 sulfur cluster binding. The record is from RefSeq and is a predicted model, not a curated record.